AUGCUGGGCAAUAUGCCAACUUUUGAACGCUGCCGGGCCUACUACGGUACCGAUUCCACCCGGGAUCAUCCGCCCGCCUCCGCUGCGUGGUCCGCCACAAUUUUUUCCUCAUUCACGUUUGCCGUCUCCGACGCCACACUACUUGUGAAGACUUCGUCAACCAUGGCCGGAAUGGGACAGCCUCGUCACUCCGUAUACGUCGGAAACCUGCCGUACCAGACCACCGAAAACGACCUCGGCAACUUCUUCAGCCAGGCCGGACAAGUCACCAAUGUCAGGAUCGUCUACGAUCGUGAGACCGGACGUGCCAAGGGAUUCGGAUUCUGCGAGUUCGCCGACGAGGGAGGAGCCCAGAACGCCAUCAACAUGUUCAACGGAGCCGACUUCAAUGGCCGUGCCCUCCGCGUUAACGCCGCCAACCGA
This is a messenger RNA of Mesorhabditis spiculigera, 423 nucleotides long. The record is from the annotation of a GenBank genome assembly. Lineage: Eukaryota; Metazoa; Nematoda; Chromadorea; Rhabditida; Rhabditidae.